AUGUCGUUCGCGCUUGGAGACGUUGUUCGCUUUGACCGUGGGCAGUACAGUCACCUGGCGCUGUAUGUGGGUGGCGGUCGAGUCGUUCAUCUAUGGGGCGAAAGCGAUUUUCAGGUGCGCGUGGAUUCCGUCCGCUUCGUGCAAAGAGCUGCCGGUUCCGGUUCCGAAGCACCUGAGACGUUUUCAGACGAGUUGGACGAGAGAAUGCUCGCUGAUCACAAUGUACUGCCGCUUAGCGGUGAUGAGGUGGUGCAGAGAGCCAUGUCGAGACUCGGAGAGACUCAGUACAGCUGCUUGGCGCACAACUGCGAGCAUUUCGUGACGUGGGCGCGAUAUGGGCUCGGUGCGUCGCCUCAGGUGACGUCCAAUGCGAAUCAGGUGUUGGCAGGGGCCAUGGUGGGAGCUGUAGUCGGCGGCAUGGCUGGCUUUGUGGUGGGCGGACUCAUCUCGUUGUUUGCGAAGGCAGACGCACUUACGACGUCGGCAGGGACAGGUGCGUCAAUGGGUACAUCAGCAACAGCCUCGUUAAGAGAGGAAGAUGAAGAAGAGGUGGAUGAACACGUGCGUAGGGCUACUCGUGAGUUAUUAUGGAACGGGUUACCGGCAUCGUGUGCUCCAGCAGCGAUGGACGCGAUGACUCAGAUGGAGAACUGGGUCGAGACACCUCGUCGUGGUGCAGCGAAGGAUUCCAAAAGGAAAUACACGAAUGAACGACACGAUGCGCUGGCGAACCGUCUGGCCGAAGAAGAACUACAGUGCAGCAUUUGCUACUCGAACUUGCUGUGUGUGCGUGCAGUGGCAUUCCCGUGCGAUCACUUCACGUGCGCGGUGUGCUACGCGGCGUUUCAAGGAGAGAAAUGCUGUCCAUACUGCCGACUACCGAUUGCGGGUGUGGAGGAGAUCCACGAGUCCACGAAGCUUCAUGCGAAGCAUCUCCUGCAUUGGGACGACGAGUAA
Molecule: messenger RNA, 957 nt
Organism: Phytophthora infestans T30-4
Lineage: Eukaryota; Oomycota; Peronosporomycetes; Peronosporales; Peronosporaceae
Exons: 1
Coding region: 1-957 (318 amino acids)
Biological process (GO): N-acylphosphatidylethanolamine metabolic process
Cellular component (GO): cytoplasm
Molecular function (GO): A2-type glycerophospholipase activity; glycerophospholipid phospholipase A1 activity
Source: RefSeq, a predicted model, not a curated record